Messenger RNA from Owenia fusiformis, 1301 nucleotides. The record is from the annotation of a GenBank genome assembly. NCBI's taxonomy places the organism in Eukaryota, Metazoa, Annelida, Polychaeta, Sabellida, Oweniidae.
CAUAGUGUGUUAUUAAACCAUGGGGUUUCAACACAAAGCUCAUGAUUAAACAUAUACCCCUAUUUAUAACUUUAAGCCAUUUAAAGUCCCAACUUCAGCAAGUUUAAUCAGCUGGACCAAGACCGCUGUGUUGUAGUAGUUAAUAAUUUCAGAAAUUAUACACUGGUCAACUCAUGGACAAGCUAGAACUUCAGAGCUAGAAAUAUUGAAAAAGUUAAGGAUAUUGAAGUUUAGGCAAAAUGAAAAGACCACGUAGAAGCAUCCAGUCUUUGCAAGCAGAAGGAUAUAGUGUAAGGCUAGCUGAACCAGGAGAUUUCCAAGGCAUAUAUAACAUCAAUACUAAUGUAUAUUGGGGACUGGAUUAUCUUCCACACUAUUAUCAGCAGUUCCUUAAGCAGUCAAAUCGUGUCUGCGCUGUCUGUGUUAAACAGGAACAAAUUGUUUGCUUUGUAAUUCUGCAUUUGAUUGACAAUGGAGAGACCAUACUGAGUGAAGCUGGCAGGACACAUACUCUUCAUGAAGGCAAGAGUCUUCCUUAUUUCACCGGAGACUACAUAAGGAGGAUUAUCAAAGAGAAUUGGCCCAAGGUGAAACUAAUGAAGAAUGUAAAGAGGGAAACACUUGAGACUCUUGCGAAACUGGAAGAAGAUCCCUUUGUGAGAAUACUUCUCAGAACGCACUAUGUGAGCUACCAAGUCACCACAGAGACUCUAUCAAAUCUACUCCACACAAAUAGAAUCCCAAAUUGUCCUGCAGCUGACCAAAUUGGUAACAUUCUUCCAUUAACAAUGGAUGAAACUAAAGAUGUUCUGCAGAAUGGUACACAUUGGGAGCAUUUAUUUCCGACUGGCACAGUUAUCGUAAAUUGGGAGUGUUUCAAUGUGACAAAACUUGAUAAUAUCGGAGAGAUAAUUGAAAGGAUAAGCACAUGCUUUAUCAUGAAGUCUCAACAAAACAACAACAGAAUCCAAUCUUUAAGUUUUGGAACACAAUAUUCAACAAAAUAUGGGGAUGUGUAUGACAUUGAUUACUAUGGUGAUUUGGACAUCAAUUCUUUGAUUGGCCAGUUCCUUAGUCACAUGAUUCACCUAGAAAGGUCAAGCAAGGAAAGCAAAGUGUUCCCAGCAGUGCAUUUCCCAAGAGAAAUACCCCUGGAGGCUGCCAAAUAUGCCUUGGAUAAAGUAUUAACUGGGUUUGAAUAUGGCCGCUGGGGACAUGGUGGAUCUAUCGCUUCUGAAAAGGACGGUGAUCUCAACAUUCCAUUCUUGCCUUAUGGAUCUAGUUCACUUUAGACUUAGGGU